AUGAUAGAAGGAGUUGAAAGCAAAAAACAACUUUCCGCUGGAAAGCCUCUGGGCAAGGGAUUUAACUUUUUUAAGACCCGGCAUGUUUUAUACAUUGGACAGCUGCAUAAAAAUGGAAAACAUUUCGUUAAAAGUCAAGUCCUACCAUCUAUGAAAAGAGAUAAGAUAUAUGUUGUGGUUAAUUUAUCUCAGGUAAUUUUUAUUUUUCCUUUGUUUCAACUUCGUUAGCAUACAUUAUCACACCCAAAACCAAAAGAAAAACAAAAAUUACCUGAGAUAAAAAAUUAACUACAACAUAUACACUUGUUUUCAGGUCAUGACAUCCAUUGGUGGUGUUUUAAAAGUGCAUUGCAAGUGCCCUCCAGGAAUCGAUGGCCGCUGCAACUUUGUUGCAUCUGCAUUGUUUGACUUUGAACAACACUUUAAGUACAGACAAAAAUGUAGUGUUGAUGCAGACGAGUCCUGA
Porites lobata is the source of this 466-nucleotide messenger RNA. Lineage: Eukaryota; Metazoa; Cnidaria; Anthozoa; Scleractinia; Poritidae. The record is from the annotation of a GenBank genome assembly.